Messenger RNA from Dovyalis caffra, 759 nucleotides. The record is from the annotation of a GenBank genome assembly. Lineage: Eukaryota; Viridiplantae; Streptophyta; Magnoliopsida; Malpighiales; Salicaceae.
AUGGGAGAUUAUCACUUUGUGUAUAAGGAUGUAGAAGGAGCUUCAACGCAAUGGGAUGAUAUACAGAGAAAGCUUGGAAAUUUGCCAGCAAAACCACCAGCUUUCAAGCCACCACCUUUCACUCCAGCUUCUGAUCAAGAUUCAAUCCCUAAAGACAAAUCCUUUCUUGAUUCCAAAACUGAAGAGGAGCUCGAAGACCUUGAAGAUGAUCUCGAUCUCGAUGAAGACCGCUUCCUCCAAGAGUACAGGAAGAAGAGGUUGGCAGAAAUGAGGGAGGCUACAAAGAUUGUGAGGUUUGGAUCAGUGGUGCCAAUUUCGGGGUCGGAUUUUGUGAGGGAAGUGUCGCAGGCAGGUCCGGAUGUUUGGGUUGUGGUGCUUUUGUAUAAGGAUGGGUAUGCGGAAUGUGGUGUGCUCAUGAAAUGUUUGGAAGAAUUGGCAGUGAAAUAUCCAGGGACAAAGUUUGUCAAGAUUGUGUCUACUGAUUGUAUACCGAAUUAUCCAGAUCAUAAUCUUCCUACUUUGUUGGUUUAUAAUAAUGGUGCUGUGAAAGCUAAUUAUGUUGGAUUAAGGAGUUUUGGACGGAGAUGCACACCUGAAGGUGUGGCCUUAGUUCUCUGCCAAUCAGAUCCUGUACUAAAUGAUGGUCAUGGUGGAACUGAUGCAUCAAGAGAUUCUGUGAUUGAAGGAGUUCGGAGGAGGCUCAUUGAGAAGGUUGUAAAGGAGCACGAAGAUGACGAUGAUGGAUCAUCAAGUGAUUAG